Molecule: messenger RNA, 1338 nt
Organism: Thelazia callipaeda (thelaziosis nematode)
Lineage: Eukaryota; Metazoa; Nematoda; Chromadorea; Rhabditida; Thelaziidae
Source: the annotation of a GenBank genome assembly
GCUUCAUGUUCAGUUUAUAAAACUGAAAGCAUGCUGAGUAAUAAUUUAUUAGGAAUUGCUAUCCGGAAACAUUUUGUACCAUUCCCUCUCUUUGCUCGAUUUUGUAGUACUGUCGAUGAUGGAAAAGAUGGCUUACAGAAUGGACAUGCGGAAGAACUAAAAACAACAGUUAAAAUUGUUUCUAAACUUCGGAAGAUACCGAAAAGUACACUUCAUAGAGUAUCAGCAAUUGAAAAUCUACAGUCGGAAAACAUUCGAAAGAAGUCGUUGGAAACAAAGCAGAAAAAAGAUUGGAAAAUACCAAAGCCAAGUGAAGUAACUACAGAAGAAGUUUUAUCAGCCGUUAAUUCAGUCAUCGAAGACCUUCAUAAAAAUGAUAUAGCCAAUCAAAAAAAGACGAAAAGCGAGCUGGUUGAAAAGUUAAUGGAAUAUGAAAAAGAAAAUUUUGAAGCUGCAACCAGUGCACAGUACGGUGAAAUGUUGUCCGAUAAGGUUUUUGCUAGUUUUUUGGCGAGUGUCAAGGAAGAAACAAUAAGACCUCCUCCAAGAGCUAUCGAAAUGAGACGAAUACGCCGAGGAAUGCUGCUUUUAAAACGCGAAAUAUUUUAUCAAGCUCUUCAGUCUGGUCAUAAAGCUGAAAAUGCGCGGGAGAUCGCGGAACGUGCUGUAAAGAUAGCUGAACAAAGAGCUGUUAAAAAGCAUGAAAUUUUGGUUGAGAAUUAUACAGAAGAACAGAAAGAAAAAAUGUUAAAGGAAGUUGAACAAACUAAGAAAGAAAACGAAUUCUAUGAUGUCGCGUUGCAACUAGCAAGCAAAAUGCUUUAUCCGAAAGAUUUAUCAUCGUAUGUGCCUGAUGUAUCCUCUUUCAAUAUUAUCCAUCCUAGUCUUAAUGUCCAAAACAUAUUUGACGACAAGACAGACAGAUUAGACGUUUUUGACUCAGCAAAGAAAUUGGAAUUAAAAAACCAUUCACUAAAACAGUGGUGUGAUUGGGACCGGAAUGCUGCGAAGAUUUGGAAUCAAUCGUUUGGUCCAACGAACGCUUUCGAAGAAAUGAUAGAACUUACGGAAGAAGGAAAAAUGUGGCCCUAUCCCGUUAACAAUGAGUAUCAGAUUGGCUCGGAAGAAAACGUUGGUUUUUACGAACAUAUUUUUUUGGAUAAAUAUUUGCUUCAGUACGACCUACCCAAAGAAGGACCAGUUGCCCAAUUCAUGGAACUGGUUUGCGUGGGAUUAUCUAAAAACCCUUUCAUGUUUGCCAAUUAUUUCAAGGAGAAAGCGGAAGAAAUUAAACGCAUGCAGGAGGAUAUGGGAGUUGCCGUUGACGGUUCCAUAUAA